UCUCAGAGUUGCUGUGGAAGCAAGCUUCAUCACACUCCUCCCUCUCCUGCAGCAGUGCCUGCGUCCUCGACACAAGCUGCAGAGACCCAGUGAUGGCGGACAAGCACCUCCUUCCUGGUGGGAUCCAGGCCUUGGUUUCCUUUGAGGACGUGGUUGUGCUCCUCUCUCCGGAAGAGUGGGGCCUUCUGAAUCCUGCUCAGAGGGGCCUCUACAGGGACGUGACGCUAGCGACCUACAGGAACCUGGUCUCACUGGGACUUCAAGGUUCCAAACCUGAUAUUGUCUCCAGGCUGGAGCAGGAGGAAGAGCCAUGGGCCCCACACUCACCAAGAAUUGAGGGCAGCAGGGUCUGGAGGCACAGGAGUGGAGGUUAUGAGUCUAGAAUGGAAAAAAAGGAGCUAACUCCAAAGCAGGAAAUUUCCAAAGAAAUGGAAUCCCAGAGAGCAAACUCAGAAGAACAUGUAAGGAAUAUUUCCAAGGAACCUGAUUCUGAAAAGAUGAGUAAAAUUGAGGGGAAAUUAAAGGAUUGCUGGAGAAAACCUUCAGUGGAAGGACUUAAGAAAUCUUUCUGCCAGAGGAGCAAUUUCAGGCCAGUGACAGUGACCCAUGUGAAAACCCCCACAGUGGGGGAAGGCCAGAAAUUCAAUGCAAUUGAGGUAAACUGCACUGCAGACUCAAACCCUGUCAGAUAUCACGGAGUGUCUAGAGGGGAGAGUCUCCAUCAGAGUGUGUCAUGUGUAGAAAACUUUCAACAAAGUGAGGACCUCAUUAACCUCCAGAGUUUCCAUCCAGGAGAAAAAGCCUGUCAGACAAACGUGUUCGUGAAAGUGCCCAGGCAGAGUUUAGUUCGUAGUGAGAAUCAGAGGAUUAACAAUCCAGAGAAACCCUCUGAGUGUACUGAGUGUGAAAAAACUUACAGUCACAGUAGAGCUUUUAUUCAGCAUCAGAGAGUUCAUACUGGAGAGAAGCCCUAUGAAUGUGGUAAAUGUGGAAAAACUUUCAGUCAACACUUUGUCCUUAGCAAACAUCAGAGAAUUCACGGUGGUGAGAAACCCUACAUCUGUGAUGAAUGUGGCAAAGCUUUCAGUGGUCGUUCGUACUUUGUUCAGCAUUGUAACAUUCACACUGGAGAAAGACCCUAUGAGUGUGAUGAAUGUGGGAAAGCUUUCGGUACACGUUCAUCUUAUGUUCAACAUCUUAAAAUUCAUACUGGGGAGAAACCUCAUGAGUGUAAUCAGUGUGGGAAAGUCUUUAGUCAUAGCUCUAACCUGAUUCAUCAUCAGAGAAUUCAUAGUGGAGAGAAAUCUUACAAGUGUCGGGAAUGUGGGAAAGCCUUCGGUAGACAGUCACACCUCAUUCAGCAUCAGAGAACUCAUUCUGGAGAGAAACCGUAUGACUGUACUGAGUGUGGCAAAGCCUUCAGUGCACAAUUAUCUCUCAUUCAACACCAGAGAAUUCAUACAGGAGAAAAACCCUAUGGAUGUAACGAAUGCGGAAAAUCCUUUAGCCUGAACCGAACCCUUACUGUCCAUCAAAGAAUUCACACUGGAGAGAAACCCUAUAGGUGUAAUGAGUGUGGAAAAUCCUUCAGUCAGCACUCACAAGUUAUUCAACAUAAAAGAAUUCACACUGGAGAGAAACCCUAUAGGUGUAAUGAGUGUGGAAAAUCCUUCAGUCAGCACUCACAAGUUAUUCAACAUAAAAGAAUUCACACUGGAGAGAAGCCUUACAUCUGCAAUGAGUGUGGAAAAUCAUUCAGUGCUCGCCUGUCCCUUAUCCAGCAUCAGAGAAUUCACACUGGAGAAAAACCUUAUGGAUGUAAUGAGUGUGGGAAAACCUUCAGUCAAAAGGGACAUCUUAUUCAGCAUCAGCGAAUUCACACUGGAGAAAAACCCUAUGAGUGUAGUGAGUGUGGAAAAGCUUUCAGCCAGAGUUUUAAUCUUAUUCACCAUCAAAGAACACACAAUGGUGAGAAGCCCUAUGAAUGUAAUGAAUGUGAUAAAGCCUUUAGUGUGCUCUCUUCCCUUGUUCAGCAUCAGAGAGUACAUAAUGGAGAGAAACCCUACGAGUGCCACAAGUGUGGAAAGGCCUUUAGCCAGGGCUCACACCUAAUUCAGCAUGAGAGGAGUCACACUGGAGAGAAACCCUAUGAGUGUAAUGAGUGUGGGAAAACCUUUGGACAGAUAUCCACUUUAAUUAAGCAUGAGAGAACACACAAUGGAGAGAAGCCCUAUGAAUGUAGUGACUGUGGGAAAGCUUUCAGCCAGAGUGCACACCUUAUCCGCCAUCGAAGAAUUCACACUGGAGAGAAUCCUUAUGAGUGCAGUGACUGUGGGAAGGCCUUCAAUGUUCGUUCCUCUCUGAUUCAACAUCGCAGAAUUCAUACUGGCGAAAAGCCUUAUGAGUGUAGUAAGUGUGGCAAGGCCUUCAGUCAGCAUUCACAAUUUAUUCAGCAUCAGAGGAUUCACACUGGAGAGAAGCCCUACGUGUGCAAUGAAUGUGAGAAGCCCUUCAGUGCACGCUUAUCCCUUAUUCAACACAAGAGGAUUCACACUGGAGAGAAACCCUACGAGUGCAGAAUGUGGAAAAUCCUUCCGACAAAGCUCUCACCUUAUUCGACAUCAGAGAAUUCACAGUGGAGAGCGACCUCAUAAGUGUAAUGACUGUGGGAAAACUUUCAGUCAGAGAAUAACUCUUAUCAGUCAUGAGAAAACUCAUAAAAUUCCCGUUGGAGAGCAAGCCUGUA
Ceratotherium simum simum (southern white rhinoceros) is the source of this 2746-nucleotide messenger RNA. RefSeq names its product zinc finger protein 184-like. The record is from RefSeq and is a predicted model, not a curated record. Gene Ontology annotation, biological process: regulation of transcription by RNA polymerase II. Lineage: Eukaryota; Metazoa; Chordata; Mammalia; Perissodactyla; Rhinocerotidae. Gene Ontology annotation, cellular component: nucleus. Gene Ontology annotation, molecular function: sequence-specific DNA binding; DNA-binding transcription factor activity, RNA polymerase II-specific.